AAGAAUGCGUGUUAACUACUUAACUCCUAGUUCGUGCAUAACUAUUCAAAAAUAUUAUUAAAAUAACCGACAACGUGCAAGUAAACAAUCUUUUCUGUACGCAUGAUUUGAGAACCACAUGUUAUUUACUAUUGUGUGUUUUAUUUUUUGAAUUCAGAGAAUUUUUCAGCAAAAAAUCCAUGGAAGAUUCAGAAAGAGUAAAGGAACUAAAAGCUUUUGAUGAAACAAAACUUGGUGUUAAAGGACUUGUUGAUGCAGGAAUUACAAAGAUCCCUCAAAUGUUCAUUCAUUCACCUGAUAACACCAAGAAGAUAUCAGAUUCAAAGGACACAACGAUUCCUCUGAUAGAUCUUGCUAAUAUUCACGACGAUCCUUCUGCGCGCAAAAGGGUCGUUGAGAGUGUUAGAUAUGCAUCAGAGACAUUUGGAUUUUUUCAGAUUAUAAAUCAUGGCAUUCCAGUGAGUACUAUGAAGGAAAUGAAAGAAGGGGUGUUAAAUUUUAAUGAGCAAGAUAAUGAGGUGAAGAAGAAAUUUUAUACUCGUGAACCAAAACCUUUCAUGUAUUAUAGUAAUAUUACUCUGUUUAACUCAACUGCAGCUACUUGGAAAGAUUCUUUCCUUUGCAAUAUGGCUCCUGUUCCUCCUAAACCAGAAGACCUGCCAGAAAUAUGCAGGGACAUACUGUUGGAAUACUUGAACAGAGUAAUGAAACUGGGGACAUUAUUGUUUGAAUUACUAUCAGAAGCUCUAGGUCUCAAUCCAAAUUAUUUGAAGGAUAUUGGCUGUACUGAAGGCUUUUAUGCUUUUGGCCAAUACUAUCCAAAAUGUCCUCAACCAGAAUUAACUUUGGGAGCUAUUAAACAUGCCGAUAUCGUUUUCUUGACAGUUCUUCUACAAGAUCAUGUAGGAGGUCUCCAAAUACUUCAUAAGGACAGAUGGAUUGAUAUAACUCCUAUACCCGAGGCUCUAAUUAUUAACAUCGGAGAUCUUCUGCAGCUUAUCACAAAUGAUAAAUUCAAGAGUGCUCAUCAUAGAGUAUUGUCAAAUGCUGAAAGUACAAGAGUCUCUAUGGCAAGCUUUUUUAGCACUAUUCAUCAUCCAUCUACAAGAACUUUUGGUCCCAUCAAGGAACUGUUAUCCGAAGAAAACCCUGCAAAAUAUAGAGAAACUUCAGUUACAGAAUUUUUAGUCCAUUACACAACAAAAUGCAAGGGUACUUCUCCUAUGUUGCAUUUCAGGAUUUAAAUAGCACAAUGGCUGAAACUCUGAAACUUUUAUUGGCUUAAUUUCUUGAGACAGAAUAAGGAAAAAUAUUUGUUUGGAAAAAAUAAAUUUGCGCAUUUGUUGGUCUAUUAAGGAUUUGUAAUAAAUUGUACAACUAUAAGUUCAAACAUUAUCAUGCUUCAGUUACUUCUGUUU
This is a messenger RNA of Trifolium pratense (red clover), 1418 nucleotides long. Its product is annotated as 1-aminocyclopropane-1-carboxylate oxidase homolog 1-like. The transcript has 3 exons. The coding region runs from base 180 to 1244 and encodes 354 amino acids. The record is from RefSeq and is a predicted model, not a curated record. Lineage: Eukaryota; Viridiplantae; Streptophyta; Magnoliopsida; Fabales; Fabaceae.